This is a messenger RNA of Amphibalanus amphitrite, 3270 nucleotides long. RefSeq names its product zinc transporter ZIP1-like. NCBI's taxonomy places the organism in Eukaryota, Metazoa, Arthropoda, Thecostraca, Balanomorpha, Balanidae. The coding region runs from base 128 to 1126 and encodes 332 amino acids. The transcript is spliced from 2 exons. Gene Ontology annotation, biological process: zinc ion transmembrane transport. The record is from RefSeq and is a predicted model, not a curated record. Gene Ontology annotation, molecular function: zinc ion transmembrane transporter activity. Gene Ontology annotation, cellular component: plasma membrane.
GGGGCGGUAUUAGCCCGUGCUGCGGAGCGGCGGCGGCGGCGGCCCUCAGUGCCAGUGCGGCCGCCUCCUGCGACACGGCGCCCGGCAGCGGAUAGGCCGCCCGCGGGCCACUUCAGACAGAGAUACCAUGGACGAAGCCCUGCAGGCCAAGCUGGUGUCGCUGGCCGUGCUCGGCCUGGGCUCGCUGGCGGCCGGCUGCCUGCCCAUGGCCGCGCUGGCCAUCGUGCGGCGCGGCAAGCGCGGCCGGGACGCCACGCUGCGCGUCACGGCCGACAGCACGCUCUUCUCUUACCUGCUGUGCUUCGGCGGCGGCGUGCUGCUCUCCACGCUGCUCUGCCACAUGAUCCCCGAGAGCCUGGAGAGCUGGGACGACCUGCAGGCCGACCAACUGGUGGUCGAGAACGACGUCCCGCUGCCGAGCAUCCUCACCGGGGUGGGAUUCUUCCUGGUCUACGCUGUCGAGGAGGUGGCGCACGCCAUCAUGCACGGCCGGCGGCGGCCGGGGGCGGCCAAGGUGACGCCCCAGGUGGAGCUGAGCGAGCUGAGCGCCGUCGAGCUGCAGCGGCGCGCCCCGCAGCCGGCCGCCGCCGACGAGCCGCACUCGCACGGCGCCGAGGAGCCGCACUCGCACGGCGCCGCGCUGGCCGAGUCGGCCAGCGCGCUGUCCACCGUCCUGCUGCUGGUGGCGCUCUCGUUCCACGCCGUCCUCGAGGGGAUCGCCGUGGGCGCCGAGGAGGAGGCGAACGACGUCUACCUGAUGCUGGCCGCCAUCUGCAGCCACAAGUUCGUGCUGGUGUUCAUCCUGGGCCUGGAGCUGCUGGCCACGCGGCUGCAGCCGGCCGCCCAGCUCGGCUGCAUCCUGACCUUCGUCGGCGCCACGCUGCUCGGCAUCGGCAUCGGCAUCGGCGUGCUGCAGCUGGACGCCGACGGGCGCGCGCACGGCAUCUCGCUGAUGGUGCUGCAGACGCUGUCGGCGGGCGCGCUCAUGUUCGUCUGCUUCAUGGAGGUGCUGAGCAGGGAGCGCAGCCGGCACGGCCACAAGCUGGCGCGGCUCGCCUGCACGGCGUUCGGGUUCGCGCUGAUCGCGCUGCUCGUCAGCCUGGUCACCGAGCCCGAGGAGGACUGAGAGCACCGAGGACUGGGAGCACGGAGGACUGAGAGCCCGAGGACUGAGAGCACGGAGGACUGGGAGCACGGAGGACUGGGAGCACGGAGGACUGAGAGCGCGGAGGACUGAGAGGACUGGGAGCACGGAGGACUGAGAGCACGGAGGACUGAGAGCACGGAGGACUGGGAGCACGGAGGAGGACUGGGAGCACGGAGGCGGGGACGCUGCGCGGACGGAACAGCACGGUGGAGGGCUGGGACGAGGCGGCUGCGCGGUCGGUCCGUAGGCGACCCGUGCGACAUGUCAGCGGUGGGACCGGCUGAAUGAGGGAACAAUGAGGGGUGGCAAAGAGAACAAUGAGAACAAUGAGGCGAAGGCGAGGAGACGAAGGCUGCCAUAAGCUACUGGCCAUUUCUGCACUGCGUGCGAUUUGAGCUAUGGGCCACUGAUGGUAGCCGGCGGUGAGCUUUAAGUACGAACCGUCCACUUGUUCAUUGCCAUGGUUGUGUUCUAGUUGCGGUUGUGGUCUAGGUGAACUGUGAAAUUCCAUCAGGCCAUCGGCAGGGAUCGCCGGCCUCCGGACGCAGUGUCCGCGGGAUUAGGUACAGCCGGUGUCAGACGAUAUCUUAUCUUAUUCGCGUAUGAGUGCCUGCCAGCGGUAUCUAAAGGCGUUGCUAUCGGUCGGAGCGGCUGCUGGUGAAAUGCGGUCCGUAUCGGAGCCGAGCUGCCCCGAUACACCUGUUUCUGCUGAGAACUGUGUAACGCAGUACACACUCGUCCUCACACAAAGCUGAUCUCGUUUGCCAUCAUGAACCAUUAUGUAGAUAUGUAUAUCAUUGUAUGUUUCAUGUACCUAAUUUGAUCUCGGAAUUUCAAUGUCAGUGACCUAAGGUCAGGUAAAACUUUGCAAUCUCUCUAUUAUAAGUCAAAAAAGAGGAAAUUGAGAGGCACCUCUUUUGGACGAACGUUCGUCCAAUGCCCGUACGUCAAUCAUUUUGUCUGUUGUCUUGGAAUAGGCCCUUUCGGUCUAACGAGACCACCUAGGGCCGGAAGGAUGAUAGGAAUUAGGGGGAGGCAUUGGUCUGGGCGAGCACCCUGGUGAGUCGCCGGGGCUGAGUCCGUCCAGGGGACACGCCGACCAGCCCCCGAAGCACUCUCCGCACACGGCUACGGGGCUCGCUCUUAUGGGCAGUGCCGCAUGGGAUAAAGUAGUUACCCGUCCAGCCCGGAGCAGGAUUUGCGGCGUGCAGGAAAAUGAUUCCGUCUGUCCUGACUCCUAAGGAUGACAAGAGGGAACGGAGGGCGUCAAUAAAUAGGUAUGAUUGACAAUGCAUACGAUUGACGGAUGUAGCUACGUUAUUCUAACUAAACGCUUUCAAACGCCGGGCGAGUUACAAGCUAAUAUGACACGCCGAACCAGAAAACUGCACCCGUGACCUCUAUUCAUGUCCCUGAGGUCAUCUCAGGUCACCAAAGGUGUCGAAAUAUUAUUCCCGAUAAAUUUCAUACCUACGUUUUGGAACCAGAUACCUAUUUAUGUCCUAUGGAACAGUGGUGAUAUGCUGUGGAACUUGCAUUGCAAUGUACCUACCUACAGGGUGUUUCACAAUAAAUGUUACUUUUGAAUAGCUUAAAUGAAGAUCUUACUUGUUCGUACUUCGUAAGCGCGUAAAUUUUAUAUGCAUUUUGCUGCACCGCAGCUUUGUAGCGGUUUUUAGUCCUUACAUUUUUUUUUUACAAACCGUCAACGGUUCCAUCAGUAUGGUAUGGACGUGCAAUGCCAACACCGUCAAAACGGGUCAAUUCGCUGUGUACAGAUGAUGAGGCGGUAUGGGUGGUCAUGCAUUACGGCGCUUUGCGGAGUCUGACCGCAGUGCGACGGAGUUUCGGUAGCCAUUUAAAAGGAGGAAGGAUAUUCCGUCAAAAAUGUCUUUCAAACGGGUAGUAGAAAGGUUCCAGAAGACUGGAAACACCAGACCAGCCCCGACUCCUGGCCGGACGGCGAUCCCAGAGAAUGUGGUUGAAAAAGUCAGACGGAAGGGUGGCAUAGUGGAGAACCCGUGAAGGGUGCUGAACUGAAAGUUAUAUGUUCAUCAGUCCUACUGUUCUGCUGUCUCAUGAGGUAAUACUCAUGAGCCAUAUUGUAAUACAUGUCACUGAAA